CCGCCCAGGUCAGCGCACACAGUCCCAGCAACGUGUAUCUGUAACCCAGCGAGGGUCUCAGCGGGAGGGUGGCAGGGCCAAUCCCCCGCCCCGGGGGGACGCGCCCUUCCAGGGUCGCCACUGGGCAGACGCGCUCCAGGUGGCCUGGGCGGCAGGCGCGGCCGAGCGGCAGGCGGGCUGACUCAGCUGCGCAACAAUGCUGCCGAACCGGGACGGCCUGCCCCGCCGCCCCCGCCGUUGAGCUCGGGCCGCCCCCGCCGGCCGCGGAUCCCCGCCCCCGGGGCUCGGGAGGAAGCAGCCGGGCGCGGCGCCGAGCACCUGGGCGGCCCGGGCAGGCGCGGCUUCCGGGGCUGCGCGCUCGCCCGCGGAGCCCAGCCGCGCUCCCGCCUCCAGGUGCGGCGCGGGGUCCGCCCGCUCGCCGCCGGGGACAGCGCCCCACGGGGACGAGCCGGCGCUGCGCUGCCGGGGCUCGCGGGCCGCGCGCGAGCGAGGCGAGUCCCCGGGGUGCGCUGGCCGCGGUCCGGUCCCGGGUGCGAGAACGCAGCGCUUCGGGACGCGUGGAGUGCUCGGGCGGCUCUGGAUUGUGUCGCUCGGAUUGCGCGUCCCGCGAGUGGGCGUCGGAAGAGAAACCAAAGGCGGUUUGAGCACAUGAACAGAAAAUAACAUUCUAAAGACUUUGUCAGAAGUGAUAGGGAGGAAAAAAACCCAUAAGAAGUACUUCCUUGUGUGUGUGUCUCAUGGUGCAGCUUUUAACACUCACAUAGUAAUGAAGCCACCAUUAUGUCCUCAGUCAGCGAAGUAAAUGCGGACAUCAGAGAUUUCCUGAUGAGCAUCAAUUUGGAGCAGUACCUCUUACAUUUCCGUGAAUUCGGUUUUUAUACCGUGAGGGACUGCACGUCGAUAAAUGACAGCGUACUCCAUCAGAUUGGAAUAUCACCUACUGGACACCGUAGGAGGAUACUGAAACAGUUACAAAUGAUCUUUUCAAAAAUGCAAGACUUCCCCAUAUAUGCAAAUGUGCAUAAGGCAAAGAACGGCAGCACCACAAAAGAGCAACAACACAGUGAUCCAUCUUCCAGCACCCACACCGGCAUAGAGUGUUCCGAUUCCAUUACUGUCCAUAGACCUGGCCCGGCACCAUCAGAGAUGGUUACAACCAGUACCCUUAGUGAAGGAAACUGUCAGUCUCCGAAAUCACAUGAUAAGCUAUGUCUUUCUUCACAUGACCUGCUCUGUCCAGAAGAAGAACUACACCAGAACGUGGAUUCUUCGAAAGAUUCUUUAUUUGGUGGUGUAAAUGUCAAAAUAGAUCCUUUGAUUACCAAGAGGGCUGUGGAGUACACAGCUGGAGAAGAACACACAGAAAAAGGCAAUUUGACCUCAGAAGAUUCCAGCAAGGCACUUAGUACAAACACUGAAUGUCUUCCCUCUGGGGACUGUCCAACAUCAGGCACACAUUCUGGAAACGGGACGAAUGGCGUAUUAGAAAGCUUCCCGCCAACCCCGUUCUUUCAGUUUCAGGGCGAGAUGGUUGUGAAUGAACUGUACGUUCCGUCCUCACCAGUCCACGGCCCCAUGAGAAGCCGGAGCAAGUUGGUUUCCAGACCUUCUCGAUCAUUUCUACUGAGACAUCGCCCUGUACCAGAGAUCCCAGGGUCUACAAAAUCAAUUCCAGGGAGCUAUUUCCGUGACAGAAGAAGUAAUACUACCUCAGCUGGAAAGUCUUUGACACUGAAAAAUUCAAAUGAGGAUAAUUCAACUUCCAUCUUUCCUUACGGAGAGACAUUUCUCUUCCAGAGACUAGAAAGUUCCAAGAAGCGAUCUAUAAAGAAUGAGUUUUGGCCGCAUGAGAACACAGUUAAAGAGGAAGCAGCCACUACAAGAAACUCUAUCCUAACCCAGUCAAGCAUAUAUGAUAACAGGAAGGAAAAAGUGAGUGAAGACAAAGUCGAAGACAUUUGGAUACCCCGCGAGGAUAAAAAUAACCUUGCACAGGAUUCGGCUUCUGAGUCAGAAUACUCCACAGUAGAGGAAUGCUUCCAGAGUUUAAGAAGAAAAAAUUCUAAAGCGUCCAAGUCUAGGACUCAAAAAGCCUUCUACUUGGACCCCUUCAAUAGGCACAGUUAUCCUUUAAGCUCCACGAGUGGAAAUACUGAACCGUCAUCAACCAUCUCAAAUGCCAUCUCUCCCUAUGCCUGCUUCUAUGGAUCUUCAGCAGCCAAGGAGAAAUGUGGAUGGCUGGACAAACUCUCUCCUCAAGGAAAACGCAUGUUUCAGAAGAGAUGGGUGAAAUUUGAUGGCCUUAGCAUUUCUUACUACAAUAAUGACAGAGAGAUGUACUCAAAAGGAAUAAUUCCCCUCACGGCGAUAUCCACAGUCCGGGCUCAAGGAGACAACAAAUUUGAAAUUGUUACAACACAAAGGACUUUUGUUUUUAGAGUAGAAAAAGAAGAAGAGAGAAAUGAUUGGAUUAGCAUAUUAUUAAGUGCACUGAAGUCACCAUCACUUGCAUCACAGUUGCAAGCAGCUGUAGCCCCUGAGAAAUGUGGAUAUCUUGAAUUGAGAGGGUAUAAAGCCAAAAUUUUUACCGUGUUAAGGGGCAACAGUGUGUGGCUUUGCAAAAAUGAACAGGAUUUUAAGAGUGGACUCGGUAUUACCAUAAUUCCCAUGAAUGUUGCAAAUGUGAAGCAAGUAGAUCGAGCUGUGAAACAGUCUUUUGAGAUAAUUACUCCCUACCGGAGUUUCAGCUUCACAGCAGAUUCGGAGAGAGAGAAACAGGAGUGGAUUGAAGCUGUGCAGCAGUCAAUAGCAGAGACUCUCUCUGAUUAUGAAGUGGCGGAGAAGAUUUGGUUUAAUGAGUCCAACAGGAGCUGUGCAGAUUGUAAAGCCCCAGAUCCUGACUGGGCAUCCAUCAAUCUCUGUGUCGUCAUCUGUAAGAAGUGUGCAGGACAACAUAGAUCGUUGGGACCAAAAGACUCUAAAGUUAGAAGUCUGAAAAUGGAUGCCAGUAUUUGGAGCAAUGAGCUCAUUGAGCUAUUUAUUGUCAUUGGAAACAAGAGAGCAAAUGACUUUUGGGCUGGAAACCUUCAAAAAGACGAAGAAUUACAGGUGGAUUCCCCAGUGGAAAAGAGAAAAAACUUUAUUACCCAGAAAUACAAAGAAGGAAAAUUUAGAAAGACUCUCUUAGCAUCUCUGACUAAAGAAGAGUUAAAUAAGGCUCUGUGUGCUGCAGUUGUGAAGCCAGAUGUGCUGGAAACAAUGGCCCUGCUGUUCAGUGGAGCAGAUGUCAUGUGUGCGACAGGAGACCCCGUGCACAGUACCCCCUACCUGCUGGCCAAGAAGGCUGGGCAGAGUCUGCAGAUGGAAUUUCUCUACCAUAACAAGUUCUCAGAUUUUCCUCAGUACGAUGCUCAUUUUGAGGGAGGGUCAAGUCAGGAUGCUGCCCAAUCCUCCUUCCUCUGCGACUUCUUAUACCAGACUGCUGCCGCUGCCUCUCGGGUCUCCUCGGAGAAGAAGCUUCUUGAAGACACAAAUAAAAAAUGGUGUGUUUUGGAAGGCGGCUUCUUGAGUUACUAUGAAAACGACAGGUGCACCACACCUAAUGGUACCAUUAAUAUCAGUGAAGUUAUCUGCCUGGCUGUCCAUAAGGAGGACUUCUAUCUGAAUACUGGGCCCAUCUUUGUCUUUGAAAUCUACUUACCAUCAGAACGUGUCUUUUUGUUUGGAGCUGAAACAUCUCAGAUUCAAAGAAAAUGGACAGAGACAAUAGCCAAGCGUUUUGUUCCCUUUGUUGCUGAAAACUUAACAGAAGCUGACUAUGAUCUGAUUGGUCAACUCUUCUACAAAGACUGCCAUGCCCUGGACCAGUGGAGAAAAGGCUGGUUUGCUAUGGACAAGUCUAGCUUGUGUUUUUGCCUUCAAACGCAAGAAGCUCAGGAAGAGAGGAUGAACCUAAGAAGACUGCAGGAGCUAACAAUCAGCACAAUGGUUCAAAAUGGAGAAAAAGUAGAUGUGUUACUCUUGGUAGAAAAGGGGAGAACACUGUACAUCCAUGGGCACACCAAGUUGGAUUUCACAGUCUGGCAUACUGCAAUUGAAAAAGCAGCAGGUACAGAUGGUAACGCAUUACAAGAUCAGCAGCUCUGCAAGAAUGACGUCCCCAUUAUUGUGAACAGCUGCAUAGCAUUUGUUACACAGUAUGGGUUAGGAUGCAAAUACAUUUAUCAAAAGGAUGGUGAUCCUUUGCACAUAAGUGAACUCCUGGAGAGUUUCAAGAAGGAUGCCAGGAGUGUUAAGUUGCGAGCUGGGAAACAUCAACUUGAAGAUGUGACAGGCGUGCUGAAGAGUUUUCUGUCGGACAUUGAUGACGCUCUCCUCACGAAGGAGCUCUAUCCAUACUGGGUCUCUGCAUUAGAUACACAAGAUGAAAAGGAGAGAACUAGCAAGUACAGAGCCUUUAUACGCUCUCUUCCUGGGGUCAACAGAGCAACACUUGCGGCUCUAAUUGAACACCUUUACAGGGUUCAGAAAUGCUCAGAAAUCAAUCACAUGAAUGCCCAUAACUUGGCAAUGGUCUUUUCAUCCUGCUUAUUUCAAACUAAGGGACAAACUAGUGAAGAAGUCAAUGUAAUUGAAGAUCUAAUUAAUAAUUACGUGGAGAUAUUUGAGGUGUCCCAGGCUGGAGACUUGUUAAUUGAAGUGUUUGUGGAAAGAAAGGAGCCAGACUGUAGUAUUAUAAUCCGGAUAUCUCCUGUGAUGGAAGCUGAAGAGUUAACGAAUGAUAUAUUAGCGAUAAAAAAUAUCAUUCCUAUGAAAGGGGAUAUUUGGGCCACCUUUGAAGUCAUUGAAAAUGAAGAGCUAGAACGUCCACUUCACUACACAGAGAAUGUGUUGGAGCAGGUGCUUCAGUGGAGUUCAUUAGCUGAGCCUGGUUCUGCGUAUCUUGUGGUGAAGAGAUUCUUAACCAUUGACAGCAUUAAACAGUGCAGAGAGAAAAGUAUCAAAGAAGGCAUCUUAAAACUCAAAGAAGAACCAUCUAAAAUACUGUCUGGGAAUAAAUUUCAAGAUCGAUGUGUUGUUUUACGAGAUGGGCAUCUCUUUAUUUACAAGGAUCCAAAGAGCAGCAAACACGACAAGAUGUUUCCUCUUAGGGCGAUGAAGUUUUAUCUUGGUGUAAAAAAGAAAAUGAAACCCCCAACAAGUUGGGGAUUGACUGUGUAUUCUGAAAAACAUCACUGGCACCUGUGUUGUGACAGUUUACAAGCCCAGAUGGAGUGGAUGGCCAGUAUCUUCAUUGCUCAGCAUGAGAAUGAUAUAUGGCCGCCAGCUGGAAAGGAACGGAAACGUUCAAUAACCAAAAAUCCCAAGAUUGGAGGUUUACCUCUGAUUCCUAUCCAACAUGAGAGAAAUGCGACCCAGGCCCGUAAGAAUAUUGAGACGGCCAGAGCAGAGCUUGAAAGGCUGCGGCUGAGUGAAAAGCACGAUCCUCGAGACUUUACGGACUCCAGCUUAAAAGACCGAGCCUCCCUCAUAGCCCACUGCUUGGAGCACAAGGAUGAGAAACUCCGAAAUCGUGCCAGAAAACAUCGCAGUUUCAACUGCCUGGAAGACACCGAGGCAGAGGGCCCACAUGGCCUGCCAAAGGCCUAUAAAGGUCCGAAGACACUGAAGAAGACAGAGGAAAGAAACAGCAAAGCUACCUUAGACGCAGAUCCUAAGCUGCCAUCGAAGGUCAUCGAGGAACUCAGUGUGGUUCUCCAGAGGUCACGACCCCUUCACAAAGAGCUACCGGAUGAACAGACGCUACAGAAAGAAGUAAAAUAAAUCAUUGCACAAGUUAUUUUUUUAACAUUGUAUACAACAUGUGCAGGACAGAAAUCAAGCUGCAAUUCUUGAGUUUCUGUAUCUCGAUCAAUUUGUCUGUAUUUAAGCAAGUUGUUUGUCUAUACCUAAGCAUCAAAAGAGCAUUUUAAAAUAUGUAUAUAUGUGGUUAUGUGUAAGAGCAACUUUAUUUUGGUUUGGAAACUUGUAAAGUUCAAUUGUAUUAACUUUAAUAAGUCUUUGGGUCACUUAAAGUGGCCAGCCCUUUGAAAGUAGAUGUGUAAGUGGGUUAAUUUAUGAGCAGAAAUCUGUACUUUAUUGUAUAAAAUGCUAUGUGUAUAUGAAUCUUAUGAAAUUGUAUCAUAAUUUGCACUUUGAGAGGCUUGAGAGGCUUGUAAAUUAAGUUGUUUUGUGUUUUUAGGUUAAUAUAGGGUCCGUCUUAGGGAGAAGAAAGGGAAGUGAGUUCGAAAAGGGAAUGAUAUUACAGUGGCUGCUUGAUAAACAUUGGGAAGAGAGGCAAGAAAUUAAAAACAUUCCACUACCCAUGGAGGUGGCCUAAUUCACCAAAAAUCAAACCUUUUUAUGGAGAUCCUACUUGUUAAAAAAAAAAAAUUCUGUCUUGAAUGAAACAAAAAUAUUGAUCUGGCCUAUGUUAGUAAUGGCACUGGCUGCUGCCAUUUAUGGUGUCAGUAGAUAAGCCCCAGGGCAUAUUCACUACAUCAGUGCAACUUUUUGUCAGUGUCUGCUCAGAGGAACUUACUCUGCACUGAAGAGUGUGUGCAUGGGCCCAGCACGGAUAUCAUUUGCACUGUUGCUGUAUGCAGGCAGUCCUUUAGGGCUCCAAACUGUAUUUUUGGUACGAAUCAAAUUUAUCACAAUGGGGUCUUUUGCUCUUUUGUUGUUGUUGUUCUAUUUUUUUGUUUCAUUUCUUAAUGUAACAUAAUGUUUACUUCUGCACUGUCAGUAACUGUUGGAAGUGGGCAAUCUGUGGCUACUUAUACAACACAUUUGCAGGCAGGCAGUUCACAUUCCAUUUAACUUUUUCUUUCUAUCUGUGGAAAUGACAGAGCCCUGCAUUUUUUGUUGCCACACAAUGAUUGGGAACAGAUUUGACAAUUUUCAUAACUCAGACUACAUUAGCUUAUAAUAGUUCAUGUUAAAGAUGGCGCUUUUUAUAGAUUGCUUCCAAGUCAAGUUGGUUUGUUGACUCUUACAACUGGAAGUCAUAUAGGUGAUCUUUAUUCUCAACAUUUCUUUGUCCUCUUCUGUAUAUUUUUCCUAUUUAUGACAUGUCUGGUCUAUGAGUUCAAGCCUUUGUUUCACUUAUUCACAGGAAGGCACCAUGCUAUGAAUUACUAGGGCUGACUUCACUCAGAUAUGCUAACCCCAUGUACUUGUUGAAGAUAGCGGAGUUUACCAGGAGUUGGUGGAAUUUAUUCUUUACAUCCAAAUAAAUUGUAAUGGAAAUAAUAAGUAAAACUGCAGGACAGUUUUAGGAUUUGGUGGCACUACCGAAGAUCCUUCCUUCAAAGCAAGAUAUUGUGUUUUGAGGGAAGAAAAGCUUAAUUUUUAGUAAACUUGUUUCUAAUAUGUAAUCAUAUUUAUAUUUUUAUGCUGUAAAGAGUCGUAUGGAACUGAUGUUAUUGGCCUCGUUGAGAAUGUGUCAUGUGCUUUGGCAUACCUUACUGGAAUUCCUCCUGAGAGUUGAGUGUAAAAACUGCUCCCAUCUGUUCCUCUUCUUUUCAUAAACAAUUGUCACAUAAGGGCUAAUGGUUACAUCUCACAUAUUUUGAGUAACAAUUAAAAUAGUUUUACAAGUCCA
Molecule: messenger RNA, 7642 nt
Organism: Mus musculus (house mouse)
Lineage: Eukaryota; Metazoa; Chordata; Mammalia; Rodentia; Muridae
Gene: Arap2
Product: ArfGAP with RhoGAP domain, ankyrin repeat and PH domain 2
Exons: 32
Coding region: 781-5823 (1680 amino acids)
Biological process (GO): signal transduction
Cellular component (GO): cytoplasm
Molecular function (GO): phosphatidylinositol-3,4,5-trisphosphate binding; GTPase activator activity
Source: RefSeq, a predicted model, not a curated record